CCAUCUGGUUUUCUUUUGAGUUGAACCAUGGGUGCGUACUGUGAACACAAUCUCUCCAAAAGGAAAUUAUUGAGCUAGAAAUAUAGCAAAGUUUGGAACAGUUCUGGCUAAAACUCAAGAACGGUGAGCCUCUCACGACAAAAUAUGCCAUGUGCAGACUUCCUAUAUGCGUACCAAUCGUCAUCCUCUUCCACAGUAUGUAUGGUUACGGGAUCACUAUCAACAAGAAAACAAAAUAAAGUCUCAUCAACCCAUGAAUUAUUAGUAUGGAUUAUAAAACUACCGCAUGUAUGAUAACCUGGAAUCCUCUCUCUGCACAAAACUCAACUGUGCUUUAAUGUCUUCUUCCAUAGCUGUUACGUGGAUUUCAUCUCUUCUCUUCUUUCUCCUGCUAGCUUAUUAUGUAACUCGUACCUACAUAUUUAAAUCCAGAAACAAAUUGAACCCUUUACCUCCAGGUCCAAAAGGCCUUCCGAUUGUAGGAAACUUUUUUAUGUUGGGAGAUGCCGUUCAUCGGGAUCUCCAUCGGUUAUCGACCAAAUAUGGUCCGAUCAUGUGUCUUCGUCUUGGUUUUCUCCCAACUAUUGUAGUCUCGUCAGCUGAAGCUGCGGAACUUUUUCUCAGAACACACGAUCUCAAUUUCGCCACUAGACCUUUCAAUGCAGCUGCCAAGUAUAUAAGUUACGAUAAUAAAGGCUUUUUCACUGAAUAUGGUCCGUACUGGCGAAACGUUCGUAAAUUAAGCACGCUAAAGCUGCUUAACCAUAACAAAAUUGAGUCUUUCGGGUCCAUGAGAUGUUCGGAGAUAGAGCUAUUGAUAAAAUCACUGAAAGAUGCUGCAAAUUUACAUGAAAUAGUAGAUGUUACGAGUAAGAUUUUUGCUCUAAAUAAAGAUAUGUCGUCUUUAAUGGUGUUCGGAAAGAAGCGUGUGGAAAGUGACCACGACAAAAAGUCGUUUCAUGAAGUUGUGCAAGAAGGAAUGAGGCUUGCUGCGGCUCCAAAUUUAGCUGAGUAUAUUCCUUUUCUUGGUCGAUUUGAUCUUCAAGGUAUAGUGAAACGAACCAAGGCAGUUAGUAAAGUUUAUGACGAUAUGCUUGAUAAGAUUAUUGAUGAACAUGUAGAGGUAUUUGAUAAGGAUAAUCUCAAGGACUUCACUGAUGUCUUGUUGGAUUGUAUGGCAUCUAAUGAUACCGAAUUUCCAAUCGGCCGAUCCAAUAUCAAAGCCAUCGCUUUGGACAUUCUCUUGGGAUCAAUGGACACUACAGCUACUGCAAUUGAUUGGACCCUGACAGAGUUAAUCAAGAAUCCAAGAGUGAUGCAAAAAGUCCAGGAUGAGUUAGCAAGAGAGGCCGGUUUGCACCGUCUAGUCGAAGAAUCUGAUCUACCAAAACUUGAGUACCUGGAUAUGGUCAUCAAGGAGUCUUUUAGGCUUCAUCCGGUUGCACCACUUCUACUGCCUCAUGAAUCCAUUGAAGAUUGCCAGGUUAACGGCUUCUUCAUACCCAAAAGGUCUCGAGUAAUAAUCAACAGUUGGGCAAUUGGACGUGACCCGCAAACGUGGACUGAUCCUGAAAAAUUCAUGCCAGAGAGGUUCAUGGGAAAGGAUAUAGAUGUCCGAGGACGUGAUUUCCAACUCCUCCCGUUUGGGUCAGGUCGUCGAGGUUGUCCUGGAUUGUCGUUAGGUUACUUGGUGGUACGAUUGGUUGUGGCGCAAUUGGUUCAUUGCUUCGAUUGGGAGCUUCCAAAUAAUAUGUCGCCUGAUGAUUUAGAUACAAACGAAGCAUUUGGUAUCGUAAUGCCAAGAGCCAAACAUCUACUUGUCAUUCCAAAGUAUCGUCUUAACAGUUGAUAAAUAUGUAAUAAUUGAUUGUGUUUAUGUGUGGGAUAUCAUCAUUAGACUUGUUUGUUUUUGUAAAA
Papaver somniferum (opium poppy) is the source of this 1917-nucleotide messenger RNA. RefSeq names its product cytochrome P450 CYP736A12-like. The transcript has 2 exons. Gene Ontology annotation, molecular function: oxidoreductase activity, acting on paired donors, with incorporation or reduction of molecular oxygen; heme binding; monooxygenase activity. NCBI's taxonomy places the organism in Eukaryota, Viridiplantae, Streptophyta, Magnoliopsida, Ranunculales, Papaveraceae. The record is from RefSeq and is a predicted model, not a curated record. The coding region runs from base 287 to 1849 and encodes 520 amino acids.